Amborella trichopoda is the source of this 1758-nucleotide messenger RNA. Lineage: Eukaryota; Viridiplantae; Streptophyta; Magnoliopsida; Amborellales; Amborellaceae. The record is from RefSeq and is a predicted model, not a curated record.
UGGGAACACUGCUACUACUGAAAGCAGCAGCACAUGCUCAGCACAAAUCCUCCACUGUCUUCUUCGAACUGCUCUCUCUCUCUCUCCCUCUCUCUCUCUCUCUCUCUCUCUCUCUCUCUCUCUCUCUACAGUGGAGAUGCAAGAAGAACACCGGCGAGAAAUGCCUGAUAAAAACGUUUCUGGCACGGCCGGUGGCAACCCCAUCCUCCGCCCUCCUGAAGAGGUGCUGCGCUGCCCACGGUGCGACUCCGCCAACACCAAAUUCUGUUACUACAAUAAUUACAGCCUGGCCCAGCCCCGCCACUUCUGUAAAUCCUGCCGGAGGUACUGGACAAAGGGCGGUGCCCUUCGCAACGUCCCAAUUGGUGGUGGUUGUCGUAAAAACAAGCGCUCAUCGUCGAAAUCCCCAGCCCCUCCACAGCAGCCAGUACAGAAGAACCUAACACUAGAUCAACAAUCAUCGACCCCAAUUGCACCUGAAACCCUAAAAUUUCUCCAUGGUCUUUCUCCCUCUACAAUGGAUCUCUACCAAAUUGGCCUUCCUCUUUCUCUCUCUCACCCAUUUAUGCCAUUUGCUGAACAACCGAGCUCUCUCUCCCCUACUCCUCCCUCUUCUUUGGAUUUGGGUGCAAUUCCUCUUAAUAUUAUGAAUUCCAGCAGUGGUUCUCAGGUGCAAGAGCAGGGGUUUUUUCAUGGUGGACUGGCCUCCUCUAUUGAGUCUUUGAGUUGUUUGAAUGCUGAUUUGCAUUGGAGGCUUCAACAACAAAGAUGGGGUCACUUCUUAGGGGGAGAAAGUGAAAGUAAUCAGAGAGAUGGAGGUGGUGCUGGUUCUGGUGGUGCAAUGGUGAUGAGCAGUCACGGGGCACCGGGUCAAGGGGUUGACAGUGUGAAGAGUGAUAUGUGUGGUUUUAGUGUGAGAAAGAGUGGCGACAUGAACACCGAGUGGUUGUUUGAGAAUGCUUACACGGCGAAUGCGAGCUCGAAUGGGUUGCAGACAUGGCAAGACUUGCAGCUGCAGCAAUACAGUGCAUUGCCAUGAAAGAUGACAAAGGUGAAAGAAACUAUGGACAGACAGGCAAGAUCAAAGAUACCCAAGAUGAAAAUUCUUUCUUUUUUUGUUUCCUGAUAAUUUUUCCCUUUUACAUCCUUAAUUUUCAUUUUUUUUAGCUUUAGUUGUUUUGCUUUCUCUCUCCCCCCCUUCUCUCUCUUUAAACAUAUGAAGACAUAUGGGAAAGUGUUUGUGAAAAUUUUUCUCUCAUACUCUCUCUCUCGAAACAUAUGGUGGUGAAGAUAUAUGAGAGUCAAAAAAUUGGGUCUCUCUCUCUCCCCCUCUCUUUCUCUCUCUAAAACAGACAUUAUGUUGUCAAACUUGGGUUUCUCUUUAUCUCUCUAGAAUUGAAAGUUGGGCCUGGGUUUGGUGUAUUUCCUCUUCUGUGUUAGGUUUCACAAGAAGAGAAGGGUGCAGUGGGUGAAUGUAUAUAGAGAGAUAGUAGUAAUAAGGAGGAGGUUAGGGUUGGAGGUGGGCGGUAGGGUGCCUUGUAGAAGUAGUAAAGGCAUAUACUAUGGGGUUUCUCAGAGUCAUUUAUGUGAUUUUACAUGUGAUGGUUUUGAAGAAUCGAUCAGUUAUGGAUCAGAAGUGUUAAUGAAGAAGUGAGAGAUUUAAUGGCAUAUCUUUGAUUUGUUUCAUGUUCAGUCAGUCUCAGACUUCAGUCUCUCUCCUAGUUCUCAGGCUCUGCCAUUUCUGAAUAUAAAACAAAA